Necator americanus (New World hookworm) is the source of this 579-nucleotide messenger RNA. RefSeq lists its product as uncharacterized. NCBI's taxonomy places the organism in Eukaryota, Metazoa, Nematoda, Chromadorea, Rhabditida, Ancylostomatidae. The transcript is spliced from 6 exons. The record is from RefSeq and is a predicted model, not a curated record. Bases 1 to 579 code for a protein of 192 amino acids.
AUGAUUCGAGCAUCGGCUGUGGUCGUCGUGAUUUUGGGCCUAUUCGCACUCAGCAGAGCGCAACAGGACAACUGUUACAUCAAUGAAAGUGGUUUCACAUGCUGCAACAAGAAACUUGAAGCGGCCAUGAAAGGAGCGAUGGGAGGAAAAGACCUACUUUCCGCUGCGGAUGAAAUCCAAAAAAUGGCUGAGACAACGUUGGGCGGGAAAUUCGAAACUGUUGUGGCAUUGGAUGAUUUCGCAUAUAAAUCUCACUUCAAGAUGAAGAAUGCGAUACCGGUUGUGGAUUGUCCGGAUAGUGUAUGUAUAAAAGCGGUUAUCACGGAACCUCCAGCAAAACGAGAAGUAUGCGUGCAUGGCCCGGCGAUUGUUCGAGAUUGUUGGAGGCGUGUUGUUGGAGCCGAGGGCGUAUUCGCUUUGGAUCCAAAGGGUCGAAGAAAUAUGGUAAAACUCAGCGAAGAUGACAACGCUGAUCGAAUAUUGGGCGUGAUCUACACGUGCCAAGGAUUCCUGUGUAAUUCAUCGAUCCAGGAACGACUCCUACCGUUGUCUUUCUUCACGAUUUACUUAUUAUUGUAA